Aspergillus chevalieri is the source of this 312-nucleotide messenger RNA. RefSeq lists its product as uncharacterized. The record is from RefSeq and is a predicted model, not a curated record. Lineage: Eukaryota; Fungi; Ascomycota; Eurotiomycetes; Eurotiales; Aspergillaceae. The transcript has a single exon. The coding region runs from base 1 to 312 and encodes 103 amino acids.
AUGAAGGCUUUUAAGGCGAAAUGGAAGAAGAUGUUCCUUCCAGAUAAUCAAACCCUCACAGAUUAUGGCAUUGUUGCGUUGUACCUAGUCCGUGGAGGUACAGAAGAAAAGCGCUUGAGCACAUGCGGUAGACUUCAAGACGAAACCCUUUCUCCUAUACCAUUUGAAUAUAAGGAUGCAAUUGCGCUCCUUCUCCUAAAAAAUUUUAAAUUCAAACACCUGGGACUCGAUCACGACCGCAUCCGAAUUCUCGCAGAAACUCGCCCCAGCGACUCAGACCCUUUCAUAACAGUUAUCGAUUUGGACAAAUGA